Bipolaris oryzae ATCC 44560 is the source of this 1287-nucleotide messenger RNA. RefSeq names its product glycoside hydrolase family 18 protein. Lineage: Eukaryota; Fungi; Ascomycota; Dothideomycetes; Pleosporales; Pleosporaceae. Gene Ontology annotation, biological process: carbohydrate metabolic process. Bases 1 to 1287 code for a protein of 428 amino acids. The transcript has 3 exons. The record is from RefSeq and is a predicted model, not a curated record.
AUGUCCCUAAAAGGUCAUACAAACCUGGCAGAGAUUGAGCAGUGGUUGGAUCUUCGCUGGUGCAAUGGCGUUUCUCCUGACAAAAUCGUGUUGGGCUUUAGCUUCUACGGCCGCAGUUUCACCAUGGAGGAUACGAAAUGUACUACACUACCGAACUGCCGAUUCCCUAGCGCAGGCUUUGCCGGAGACUGCACUCUCGAAGCCGGAAUAUUGUCCUACUCAGAAGUUCAAGGGCAUAAGAGUUGGCUCGGAUCUCAGGUGUACUAUGAUGAGCAAUAUUCUGUGAAUUGGAUGGUGUAUGGGCCCGACCAAUGGAUCCAGUAUGAUGAUGAUGAUGAUGAUGAAGAGUCUUUUGAAGCCAGAAAGCGGUGCAUAUUCUCCAAAUGCUUGACAAAGUUGAAACUCUGGUGGCUCGAUCUUGAUAUCCAAGAUCACCCAACUAUGACCGCUCUCUUUAGAGAAGAAGUUAUGGAAAAGAUGCCGAUAAAAAGAUCUGGACUUGAUGCUGGUGAAGCCGGUCGACUCGCGUUUGAUCUUUCAGCAUACACAGUAGGCCGCAAGGAGAGGUCCAUCAUCACGACAAAACAGACUACACUGAACUCGGUCUCCGAUCGUGCGGUGAGAACCAUCCGACUGUACUGCAGCCACCCCGCCGAUUCUAAAAGGUUUCGCAAAACCUUCUACAAGGGCGCCGAAGACACUACCAUCAGACUUUCUCCCCUUGUCAAUGAAGGUCCGUGGGCUCGCAUGAUACGGAUGAUGCCUGGGUCUACAUUAAGGCUGCCUGCAUGGGCGAUUCCUAAGCGAGGAUUGACAGCAUGCAAAAAUGGAAUUUACGUACUCAAUCUCGACUACAAUUUCCACCUAAUCAAGCGAGAUGACAAACCGGUCAAUCUGCGUGUCGACUAUACUAACAUCCUUUCCUAUUGGGAUGGAAUCAUUGAUUCACGGUCAAAAAGUCGCAAACUUGGCAAAGCCAAUAACUCGGAGAAAGUCAAGAAGCGGGCUUCGCCUAGUGAUAUACAAAUCGCUCAAAUCCAUGGCGUGGUUGCUGCUGAGGAUGCAUACCAGCUUGGCCGCCGAUGGUUCGACACUUUUGUAAGGAGGCUGGAUAAACUCAACAAGAUCAUCAAGACAGGUGGCGGCGUUCUUAAGAUGGGAUUUUCCAGAGCCAUGACGCGGUAUAGCGGUUGCCUGAAGUGUUUCAACGGACAAACUACCAUUACCGCUGGCCUGGACAUCACCGCUGACUUCAACAUGAAAAUGGACGCCAAGUACUCAUACUAA